AUGUCUGAUACAUCGCUGAACUCUCCCAACUCUCCAUUCAUCAUGCGUGGCCCCUACUACCCAAGACGCCACUGUUCCUCACUGUCGCCUGAACUCGAAGCUCUUGAACAUGAGCUUAUGAUCACGGCUGAGAACACAGUGACAGCAAUCGGCUGGUCUGCGGAUGGAGAGCUGCCAGCCAUCUGCGAGUUUCAGACCGGAUUCGUCUUGCCGCGCAUCAGAGUCACUGCAGACUGGCUUCGUAGCCUUGGGCUUGCAGACGACAGUUGCUACUAUUACAACACCACGCAUGAAUGCUGGAGAAAGAUCAUCGUGGGUCAUGUCCUCACCCUCACUCAGCCCUACGUUUACCUCAAGAAUCUCAACGUGAAAGUUACGCUCGACUUUGACAUCUACGUUCAACGACAGCCACAAAAGCAAAGGCUCGCCCUACCUUACUAUCCUCGCUCUCUGCAACGCAUCAAGCGAGAGGUGUCUCUGGACGUCAUCAGCAUUUCGCCAGAUUCAGACACAGGUGGCAGUGAGACGAGUUCUCGAGGCUUAUCAUAUGAUCAUCCCAUUACUAUGACUACCUAG
Suillus paluster is the source of this 576-nucleotide messenger RNA. RefSeq lists its product as uncharacterized. The transcript has 2 exons. The record is from RefSeq and is a predicted model, not a curated record. Bases 1 to 576 code for a protein of 191 amino acids. Lineage: Eukaryota; Fungi; Basidiomycota; Agaricomycetes; Boletales; Suillaceae.